UCAUCUUCAUUCAAAAACAAUUUUGAGCCCAAGAAAACAUGUUUGGACAGGCUGUCAUUAGAUUUUAUCGCAGGGAAUGUUUCAUCACUGGCUCAAACGGAAAGACUACUCUUCGACAGGGGACACUGCAGAAAGCGUUCCACUUUGCUUCAAAACGGGCUGCUAAAGUUCCUACUGCUCCUAGAGGUGAACGCUCCUGCCCACCAGCACCACCUUCCAACACUCGUUCUACAGUCGCUCUUACCUCUCCUUGGCCCUGGCGACCCAUAACCCCCUCGUCAAGACUCCCGGCGCACACCAUUUUGGAAGAGCGAGUCAUAUAUGCAAGACCGCUUUCCUUUUCCCCUAGAAGACAUUUGUUCUUGGGAUGUACUCUGGCUGGAUGCGGUGUCAUGUUUUGGAUGAUGCCUGACAAGCCGAGAAUGGCUGAUUGGUUCAGCGAAGACGUAGGACUGUUCAGGAGGAUACUUGGCACUAUCAAUAACUACCUUUUCCUCGAUCUUCCUCCUUUCCUUGCUCUUGCUGGUACCACUCUGGUCGCCUAUAGAAUCUUUUUCGCAACAGGUCGACGAGUGACCAGAUUAUCUCAAAUUCGAACGAGGAGUGAUGGUGUGCAGGACAUUCAGACUAAGACUACCUUGAGGCUUCAAACAGGUAAACAAGACUUAUGGGGCAAGAAUUCCGGAGUCAGAGAUCUGGAUAUUGCAGACCUCAGGGUGGAGGCAGUACCAGGCCGGGCUGGCAAGGGUUACCUCUCUUUAACGCUUCGCCCAGAAGCAAUUAAACACAAAUGGAUCGAGCGCAGGCCUUAUUACAUGGAUUUUAGAAACUCUAGAUUUGUAGCGGAGACGGAUCAGGAAGUCGUCAUGUCGUUGAAUAGGGUUGAACAUGUUUUCGGUAAGGUGCAGGGGGCGUGAUGACGAAGAAGUACCUGAUUUCAUCCCCGAAUACUCAUAUAUCACAUUCGA
Cryptococcus deneoformans JEC21 is the source of this 968-nucleotide messenger RNA. RefSeq lists its product as hypothetical. NCBI's taxonomy places the organism in Eukaryota, Fungi, Basidiomycota, Tremellomycetes, Tremellales, Cryptococcaceae. The transcript is spliced from 5 exons. Bases 39 to 917 code for a protein of 292 amino acids. The record is from RefSeq and is a predicted model, not a curated record.